Molecule: messenger RNA, 552 nt
Organism: Nymphalis io (European peacock)
Lineage: Eukaryota; Metazoa; Arthropoda; Insecta; Lepidoptera; Nymphalidae
Exons: 4
Coding region: 1-552 (183 amino acids)
Source: RefSeq, a predicted model, not a curated record
AUGAAAUAUUUGAUCUUUCUUGAAACGUUUUUCGGGAUAAACCGUUUGUAUUUAUGUGGAUACGGAAAGUGGAUCCUGUAUUUAAGUUAUAUUUACAGCGUGAUAUUCCAUCUCUCAGUAGGACUUAUAAUAAAUAUAAAUAUUAUUGCCAACGUUAAUUAUUUACCAACUAUAGUGCAUGACUUGGAGAUGGUUUUCUUCUGUUAUUUGCUUAUUACAAUAUUAAAAAGACUUUCAGUUUUAAAAGCACACGUGGCUAAAGUAUUUUCAAUUAACAUAGAAGAACGUAUUGAUUUUGAAGAUUCACGUAAAUUAGAAGUUCUGUCAAGAAGAGUUAAUCUCGACGUCAGUUCUCUGCACAAACUCUAUGACCUGCUUUAUAAAUGUUCGAAACAGCUCAACUCUAUCAUGAGUCUUUCGAUGAUAACGAUGAUAGUAACAUCAGGAUUAUCUACGAUAGUGAUUUUAAAAAAUACUAUAAAAACAAUUCAGUCCGCAUCAAUAUAUACUUAUGAAAACGUAUGUAUUCUUUCAAGGAUAAUCAUCAGUUAA